GAGAAUUCCCUCUUUUUAAACCCAUUCCUGGCCAAACGGUCCGACGAACGACGAAAACCAAAUCGUCCAAAGAGAUGACGAGGUAGAAGUCGGGUCUUCUCACCCCUACUUCCUGGUGUUAAAGGUGCUCGCAGACAAGUUCCGCGUCAAAGAGUGUCCGGAAAAUACUGAAAAAGUGUUGUGCAUCGUACCAGAAGAAUUAUGGCCCCAAUAGCGACGACGAUGAUCUCCCAACCAACAAAUUUUGGAACGAACAGAAAAAGACAGGAUUUCAAUUGCAACGCGAACUCUCUACUCUCCCAGUACGCCCCUGCGGCACUAUUUCCCUAUCUACCCUUGGAGCAGACCCCAGACUUCCAGAAACUCCUUUCCCCGUCUUGGAAUCCCUUCACCAACAAUCGUUUUCAAUAUGGACCCUACAAUUCCUACUCAAACAAUAACAGCCUGCAGGAUUCUGUAGCAGACAUCAGCGAACAACUUGCAGAUCUGAGCAUUUUGGACAGAAGGCCACUGAAGAGGCCACCACCAUCUUACCUAUGUCAUCUGUGUUUUCAGAAGGGCCAUUACAUCAAAGAUUGUCCAAAGGCUCGACCCAAGGAAGAAGGAAAAACUCCAUAUCAAGGAAGAAAACGCUGUUUCGGCGAGUAUAAAUGUCCAAAAUGUAAGAGAAAGUGGAUGUCCGGUAACUCUUGGUCCAAUAUGGGUCAGGAAUGUAUAAAGUGUCACAUAAAUGUGUAUCCCCACAAGCAAAGGCCAUUGGAGAAACCUGACGGACUCGACGUUUCGGACCAAUCGAAAGUACAUCCUCAGCAUCUUUGCCAGAAGUGCAAAGAGUUGGGUUAUUACUGUAGGAAAGUACAAUAAUGAAUAACAAGCGAAAUUCUGAAAGUUCCAUCCAUUUGUUAGUAUUAUAAUCGAUUCUUUUCAUUCAUUCGUGUUUUCAGACCAAAGUACUUAAUUAUUUUUAUAUUCUGUUGGUAUUUUAUAUAUAUUUUAUGUUGUGGAUGUUCUGUUAAAGCCUAGAUUUAAUUUAUAUUUUCGUCAUUUUUUCCGAUAUAUUUUGAGAAUUUUCAGAUAUUUAUAUAUUUUCAGCUGAGAUUCUAAUUGGAUUAUGGAUGUUGUCCAAGAUGUAUAUAUUAGCUACAGAAUAAUAGUUACGCUAUCCGUUAUAAUGUUCGGUUCUUCUUCAGAAAGUCCUGUGAAAUUUUAUAAAAAUUUAAGUAUUCUAUGAUGUAAUUUUAAUAAUAAAAGAAUACACUGUUUA
This is a messenger RNA of Coccinella septempunctata (seven-spotted ladybird), 1264 nucleotides long. Its product is annotated as zinc finger CCHC domain-containing protein 24-like. Bases 202 to 864 code for a protein of 220 amino acids. The record is from RefSeq and is a predicted model, not a curated record. NCBI's taxonomy places the organism in Eukaryota, Metazoa, Arthropoda, Insecta, Coleoptera, Coccinellidae. The transcript is spliced from 5 exons. Gene Ontology annotation, molecular function: nucleic acid binding; zinc ion binding.